UACAGGUUCCAGGAACGAUGUACAAAUACACACAGAGAUACAAAAACACCCGUCAUAACAGUUUAACCUCACAUUUCACAGACGCACACAAACUUGAGGCAGUGGUUUAAUGCCAAAUAAACUGGUACAACUGGUCAGACGAGAGGGAGCGAGACACCGCAGAUGUAAAAGGGAGGGAUGAAGGAGGAAUAUAAAGAGGAAAUACCAUACACAGAUUGACAGAGAGAGAAGGGAAAGGAGAGAAAUGAACAGAGGGGGAUACUGGAGGGGUAAGGUCCACUUAGCAUGUUAGUGUCUCGGUGUGUCUCAAUGGAGAUGCAAGGGACUCAUUGAAUGGGAUAUUCUCCACUGGGAAAGUACUCUCUGAAGGACCAUCUCUGACAGACUGGUACAUGUCAGCUACCGCCACAGCUCCUCUGGAGAGACGUGAGAAACCAGAACCUCACGUCACUCUCUAUCUGAUUCCAGCCAUCACAGCUACGUCUACCACAGCACCAACACCUGCCUCUAUCCACCAUGAGUGACGACAGGGAAAGACAGGAUGCCGAUGGAGGCUACAGGGUCGAACAGCCGCCCAACGUCAAACCCAAACCUGACAGCAUCAAGAAGGAGAAAAAGGAGAAAUCCACCAAGGUGCGUAGGUCCAUGAGCACUGACUCCGAGAGAGGAGAGGGAUCUGGGAGAAGGAGGGAGAGAAAGAGAGACAAAGGGUUGAGGAGGGAGCGUGGUAGAAGUGAGGAGAACAGGAGGCAAGACAGGGCUGGAGAUGACAGCAACCGGAAGGAGUCUGACCCCCAGGAAAACGACAUGGAGGACACUGAGUGCGUGGUUUGCUUCUGCGAAUACGACAACGUCUUUAAAACCCCUAAGUUGCUCUCCUGCGGGCACACGUUCUGUCUGGAGUGCCUGGCCCGGAUCAACGUCACCUCCUUAGAGCUCAAGUCUCUUUCCUGCCCUGUGUGUCGAGAGCUCACCAACCUGCCCCACGGCCGCAACCUGCCCCAGCUGGGCAACAACCAGGACAUCUUCCGCAAACUCCCUCCAGAGAUGCAGAGGGCGCUGUCCGUGCGCUUUAAGCGCAGCAAGGGCAAGCUGGUCCUCAAGAAGCCCCCUCCUGGUACUACCAGCCUGGCCAUGUCCAGCCUCACCCUGCCCACUCUCAAGAAGCAGGACCGGCAGGCCUCCAGCAACCUCCAGCUGGGCACCAUAGAUCAGGGCCUCGCCACUGUCGUGGACGUGGGUCGCCCCCCUAGCAGGGUCAGAGGUCGCCUGCGCAGGAUGUUCCGCUCGGACCAGUGCUACUACACCGUGAUGGCAUCCAUCGUCACCAUCACCGUGGUGCUGAUGCUGAUGGGCAUCCUGGCCUUCAUGGUCAUGCCCAAUGUGGUCCUCCACAACGGCAACAAACCCAACCAGGGGAAUUCCAGCCAACCAUAAACAGGUGGUCAAAUACCCUGAGGAAAAGACGGGAUGGUGGUGGGAUGAAGGGAAGUAAUACCAGAGGAGAGAAUCACUCAGAUAUUUUCAGAGGACUAAUUUUGUCAGGGAUCCUAAUAUCUGCCAUUUCAUUUUCUUUACUAAUACUCAGUUAUGAAGAAAAUGUGAAUUAACUGAACAGAAAGGUGACCCUGAAAGCACUAGUGCACACUCAACUGGGGUCAACACAUAACAAGGACCAUGUUGUUUAUGAAGGACUGAUGCACAAGAAGUACUAAUGGGAAAAGUGUCGCAAGAGUUAUUUUUUAUCCACCAUUUUGUCUUCCUUCCUGCAGUAUAAAGAUCAUGAACAUGGAACAUUUACCCAAAUGUGAAUGGGACAGCUAUUGCGGUGAAGUCAGAGAGGACAAUUAAUGUUGUCUGGGGAAUGUAAUUCAUUAUAAAGUUGUGUACUAUGUAAUUGCACUGAAGUCUGCCAUGGAGAAUUAUUACAAGUAAGAGAUGAUUUGAUUACACUGAGCAUUAUCUUAUUCUUUACAUUGCAAAGUAAAAAUGUUCAGCUCAAGAUUUUGUUUUACAUUCAUUGAUGUCUAACUAAUGUAUAUUUACGUACAAAAUAUGAAUAUACAUAUAGAGUUCAAAUAAGAAUGAUACAUUUGUAAAAAAACAACAACAACAAAACCAACGGAAUAGGUCUCUCUUGUCAUAGCAGAGGUAUCCUACCACACUGAAAUGAAUGACAUUUCCAAUAGACCCAGUGCCAUGUUACAUGCACGUUGCACGUACAUACAGGUUGCCUUACAGUAAAACCAAAUGUGCUGAUUUGAUUUCUGAUAAGAUCUUUGCCUAUCGGUACCUUGGUUGCACCUUCCUCUUUUAGUCCCAUUAGAGAAUCAUUUUCUUUUUGUUUUUAUACUAUUUCCUGACAGGUUCAGUGUGUGUGUGUGUGUGUGUGGUGUGUGUGUGGGUGUGUGUGUGUGUGGGUGUGUGUGUGGGUGUGUGUGUGUGUGGG
Molecule: messenger RNA, 2449 nt
Organism: Oncorhynchus gorbuscha (pink salmon)
Lineage: Eukaryota; Metazoa; Chordata; Actinopteri; Salmoniformes; Salmonidae
Product: E3 ubiquitin-protein ligase RNF183-like
Exons: 2
Coding region: 517-1437 (306 amino acids)
Biological process (GO): protein ubiquitination
Molecular function (GO): ubiquitin protein ligase activity
Source: RefSeq, a predicted model, not a curated record